Messenger RNA from Mollisia scopiformis, 1208 nucleotides. Its product is annotated as putative isoflavone oxidoreductase. Bases 211 to 1149 code for a protein of 312 amino acids. The transcript has a single exon. Gene Ontology annotation, molecular function: oxidoreductase activity. NCBI's taxonomy places the organism in Eukaryota, Fungi, Ascomycota, Leotiomycetes, Helotiales, Mollisiaceae. The record is from RefSeq and is a predicted model, not a curated record.
AAGCGAGCUAUAGAAUGUCGUAAGCGUUCGAAAUCAAAGCCUUGGAGCCAAGAGUGAUAUUGACACGUGAUGUCUGGAUUUGUAAUCUCGACGGUUUUUGGACUAUAUCCGUGCCAAGAGAUACUAUAAGCUCCUAUAUAGAGCGAGAAUGGAAGUACAGUAGCCUAUUUCUCUCUCCUCAGAUUCAAUUGCACCUAAUUUGCUCAACCAAUGGCUACCAACAAAAUCCUCGUCCUCGGAGCAGGUGAACUCGGCACAGCAGUCCUGAGCCCCCUCGCCAAACUAGCACCCCCAGGAACAUCAAUAUCAGUCCUCCUUCGUCCAAACACUAUAUCCUCUUCCAAUCCUGCAAAGAUCGCUGAACUUUCAAAUCUCAAAUCACUCGGGAUCUCCUUUCCUGCGGGAGACACUGCAACCCAAACCAUUCCAGAACUCGUCUCCUUAUUUUCUCCAUACGAUCUCAUCAUUUCCUGCUUAGGUUUCGCAUCAGGUCCUGGCUCUCAGAUCAAAAUCGCAAGAGCAGUACUAGAAGCCAAAGUGAAGCGCUUCGUUCCUUGGCAAUUUGGCGUCGAUUAUGAUGUUGUCGGAAGAGGAAGUGCCCAGGAUUUGUUUGACGAGCAGUCGGAUGUUCGAGACUUGUUGAGAAAUCAAAAAGGAACGGAAUGGAUUAUUGUCAGUACGGGAAUGUUUACAAGUUUCUUGUUCGAGGCAUACUUUGGUGUUGUUGAUUUUCAGAGUUCGAGCGGGGAUGAAAUGGUUGUGAGGGCCCUUGGUGAUUGGGAGAAUAAGGUUACUGUUACGACGCCUGAGGAUAUUGGGAAGUUGACUGCGAUGGUCGUUUUUGAGGAGCCGAAGAUUAAGAAUAGGGUUGUUUACACGGCGGGAGAGACUGUGAGUUAUGGGAGGGUGGCGGAGAUUGUGGAGAGUGUUUUGGGGAAGAAGGUCAAGAGAGAGGUCUGGAGUGUGGAGAAGUUGAAGGAGGAUUUGAAAAGUGAUCCAAACGAUUCUUUGAAGAAGUAUAGGGUUGUAUUCGCUCAGGGAAAGGGGGUCAGCUGGGAUAUGGAGAAGACGUUUAAUGUGCAGAGAGGUAUUGAGGUGCAGGAUGUGGAGAGCUUUGCAAGAGAGAAAUUGGCAUCACUCAAUCGAUAGUGAGGAGGGGAAAGCACGGUCACGUAGCCCAUCCAUUUGUCACCAUAGAACCUUUGAAC